AUGAAGAACAAUCAAUUCCACUUUUGGAUUUUCGAAUUGCGAGAAAUUUUUAGAGAGAGCAAGAAUUGUGCCUAUUUCUUAGAUUCCUGGACGCAAUUCAAUUCAGCGAUAUCUGUCAUUCACAUUUUUUUGCAUCAAGAGAGUUUGAUAAAAGUCUUAGACUCCAGAAUUUGGAGUAUCCUAGUUUCACGUCAGUCACAGGGUUUAACAAGAAAUCGAUAUUUCACGAUCAAGAAUGUAGUACUUUUUGUAGUAGCGAUCCUUCUAUAUCGUAUUAACAAUCGAAGGAUGAUCGAAAAAAAAAAUAUUUAUUUGACAGGGCUUCUUCCUAUACAAAUAAAUUCCAUUGGAUCCGGCAAUGAUAGAUUGGAAGACUCAAAAGAUUCGUUCAAUAUCAAUAGGUUGAUUGUUCCGCUCCUGUCUGGUCCAAAAGAAAAAAAGAUCUCUGAUCGCUCUUUUUUCUCGGACAGAUGGUCCCAACUUCAUCUGGAUUUGAAUCCUACUGAGAAGUCCGCUCAAGAUCUUCAAUUAUUAAAGAAAGAAGAAGAUGUUUCUUUUGUUCUUUGGAGGAAAUUGGAAAAGAAAGAACUAGCCAAUAUAGUCAAGAUAAUCAUGUAUUUACAAAAUAAUGUCUCAAUUCAUCCUAUUUCAUCCGAUGGAGGAUGUGAUAGGAUUGCAAAGGAGAAACUUUUGACAGUUCAAAAUAAUAAUUCAUUCUUGACCAAAAAUCUAGUUUUUGGUUUAUUUCAUCUAUUCCAUGACCAGAAUAGGGGGGGGUACUUGUUACAUCGCAAUUUUCAAUCAGAAGAGAGAUUUCAAGAAAUGGCAAAUCUAUUUAAUCUAUCACUAACUAAGCCGGAUCUGGUCUAUCGUAAUGGAUUCUCUUUUUCUAUUGGGUUUUCUGAACCGGAAUCAAAAAAAAAAUCUUUAUUGGUUCUGCCGCGGCUUUUUGACGAAGCGAAUGAAUCUUUUUAUCCAAAGAUCAUAAAAAAAUGGGUCCAGACCUCUUGUGGGAAUUAUUUUCAAGGUAAUCGAUUCAAUCGCAACUUCGAAUAUGUACUUCAAAGGUAUCAAAAUGAUAUUCUGAAUCAUAGACCUAUAAGGAAACACACGAUCAAUCAACGUUUCUCAAAUUUGAAAAAGAGUCAGAAGAAAUGCUUUGAUCGUCUUAUUUUUAUUUAUCGAACCGAGAGAUCCGUGAAUAAGGAUCCAAAUGCAUAUAAAUACAAAUGGUCCAAGGGGAGCACAAAUUUCCAGGAACAUUUGGACCAUUUCAUUUCUGAGCAGAAUAGUCGUUUUAAAGUAGUGUUCGAUCGAUUACAUAUGAAUGCAUAUUCGAUUGAUUGGGCUGAGGUUAUCGACAAAAAAGAUUUUUCUAAGUCACUUUGUUUCUUUUUGUCCAAGCUUCUUCCCUUUUUGUCUAACUCACUUCCUUUUUUCUUUGUGAGUUUCGGGAGUAUGCCCGUUCAUAGGUCCCAGAGCCAUAUGUAUGAAUUGAAACGUAUGAAUGAUGCACUCGAGAAUCAGUUGUUAGAAUCAAUAGGUCUGCAAACGGUUCAUUUGAAAAAAAGGAAAUCCCCAUUAUUGGAUGACUAUUAUACUUCUCAAAAAUCAAAAUUCUUGAUCAAUGAAGGAACAAUAUUACCAUUUUUGUUCAAUAAGAUACCAAACCAAGACAAUUGGCUGAAUCCUGUGAAAUGUUUUCAUAGAAGUUCAUUGAUUUCCUCUUUUUAUAAAGUAAAUCGACUUCGAUUCUUGAAUAAUCAAUAUAACUUCUCUUUCGAUUGUAACAAAAGAUUCUCUUUUUAUGGGGAAAGGUCCUAUAAUUAUGAUUUUAUGUAUGAACAAUUCCUCAAUGUCUUGUUCAUUCGAAAGAAAAGAUUUUCUUUGUGCGGCGGUAAAAAAACACAUGCUUUUUUGGACAGAGAUACUAUUUCACCAAGCGAGUUAGAGGUCUCUAAGAUAUUGAGACCGAAGAAUUUUCCGCAAAGUGGUGAUGACGGAUAUGACUUGUACAAAUCUUUCCAUUUUUCAACUCGUGUUCCUAGAUCUAUUUACUCGAUCGCGGACAUUUCUGGAACACCUCUAACAGAGGAAGAAAUAGUGAAUUUGGAAAGAACUUCUUGUCAACCUCUUUCCCCUAUUAAUUUAUCUGAUUCAAAAAGGAAGAACUUGCAUCAGUAUCUUGAUUUCGAUUCAAACAUGGGUUUGGGUUUGCUUGACACUCUAUAUUCUGAAAAAUUUAUACCAUCCGCAAAGAGGAAAAAACCUCUAAAAAAAUUCCUUGGAAAAGGGCAGAUGUAUAGAAACUUUCAAAGAAAAAGAAAAAGAAAGAGUAUUUCUUCAAUUCUCUCCAAAUUGAAGCGAUUACGCCCGUAUAUAAUACCGUUGUUCCUUACCUGGACAGGGCACAAAUAUAUCAAUUUCAUAUUUUUAGAUACUCUUUCAGACCUAUUUGCGAUACUAAGGAGGAGUCCUCAAUUUAAAAAAUUUGUAUCUAUUUGGCAGAAUAUUAUGCAUGGAUCCAAGGGAAGUCUUCGGAAAAAACUGUGGGGAAUUCUUCGGAAAAAACUGUGUCUUUCACAACGGAAUCGUAUAAGUGAGAUUUCGAGUAAGUCUUUCCAUAAUUUUCUUGUAGACAUGUACAAAGAUCUUUUUCACACAAAUAAUGAGUCACCAUUCAUAUCGACACAUCUGAGAUCACGAAAUAUUGAGGAGUUCCUGGUUUCAAUCCUUUUACUUCUUCUUGUUACUGGAUAUCUUGUUUAUACACAUCUUUUCUUUGUUUCUCGCUUCUCUAAUGAGUUACAGACAGAGUUCGAACAGGUCAAAUCUUUGAUGAUUCCAUCCUACAUCAUUGAAUUGCGAAAACUUCUGGAUAGGUAUCCUCUAUCAGAACAAAAUUCUUUCUGGUUAAAGGAUAUCUUUGGAGUUGCUCGAGAACAAUUAGGAAAUUUUUUAGAAGAAAGGCGAGGUUGGCCUUCUGGCGGGGACAUCCCAAGGGGUGGUGGUUUCGCUGAUGGGGUCAAAUCCAUACGUUCGAAGAAGAACGGUUUUAAUCUCAUGGAUCUCAUAAGUAUUAUACCAAAUCCCAUCAAUCGAAUCGCGUUUUUGAGAAAUACGAGACAUUUAAGUCAUACAAGUAAAGCAAUCUAUUCAUUGAUAAGGAAAAGAAAAAACAUGAAUAGUAAUUGGAUUGAUGAUAAAAUAGAAUCCUGGAUCUCGACUAGUGAUUUCAUUGCUGAUAAAGAAAGAGAAUUCUUGGUUCAGUUCUCUACCUUAACGACAGAAAAAAGGCUGGAUCAAAUUUUAUUGAGUCUGACUAAUAGUGAUCAGUUAUCAAAGAAUAACUCUGGUUAUCAAAUGAUUGAGCAACCAGGAACAAUUUACUUACGAUAUUUAAUUGACAUUCAUAAAAAGGAUCUGAUGAAUUAUGAGUUCAAUACAUCCUGCUUAGCAGAAAGACGGGUAUUCCUCGCUCAUUAUCAGACAAUCACUUAUUCAGAAAUCCCGUGUGGGGCUAGUUGUUUGGAUUUAUCAUCUCAUGGGAAACCCUUUUCGCUACGCUUAGCCCUAUCCCCUGCUAGGGGUAUUUUAGUGAUAGGUUCGAUAGGAACUGGACGAUCCUAUUUGCUCAAAUAUCUAGCGACAACCACCUAUGUUCCUUUCAUUACAGUAUUUGUAAACAAGUUCCUGGAGAACUUUCCUAAGGGUUUUGAUAGUGAUGAUAGUGAGGACGACAUGGAUGAUAGUGACGAUCUCGACCGUAAGCUUGAUAGCCAGUUGAAGUUUCUAAGUAUGGAGGAUCCGGUAUCUAGCGAUCUGAUGGAAAUAGACCGGUUUUAUCUCACGCUUCAAUUCGAAUUAGCAAAAGCAAUGUCUCCUUGCAUAAUUUGGAUUCCAAACAUUCAUGAUCUGGAUAGGAAUGAGUCGAAUGACUUAUCGCUGGAGAGAUGGUUUAGAACCAAUAGUUCAGUAUCAAAUGAAUUUUUUCGUUCUAAUACUCUAUACGAGAGUUAUCAAUAUUUAUCAAAUCUGUUCCUAUCUAACGGAACCCUAUUGGCUCAACUCACAAAGACAUUGUUGAGAAAAAAAUGGCUUUUCCCAGACGAGAUGGUUGUGACUAUCUGUUCCAAUAACGAACGAUUGGUUUAA
This is a messenger RNA of Vicia faba (fava bean), 4155 nucleotides long. The record is from the annotation of a GenBank genome assembly. NCBI's taxonomy places the organism in Eukaryota, Viridiplantae, Streptophyta, Magnoliopsida, Fabales, Fabaceae.